AUGACAACCCCAGUCUGGCUCAUCACUGGAAGCUCCAACGGCUUCGGUCUACUUCUUAGCUUGAGAGCUUUGAAGGCUGGCCACAAAGUCAUCUCAACAGUACGAGACACCACUAGAUCAGCUGAUGCUGUCAGCCAAAUCGAAAAAGCUGGUGGGAAGAUCAUCACUCUCGACAUGACUGAGCCUAAAGCAAGCAUCACCGAAAAAGUCCUGGACGCAGAGAAGGUUUAUGGACGAAUAGACUAUCUAGUCAACAAUGCUGGAUAUUCUUGCUUGGGAGCCGUUGAGCUAUUCACGGAGGCCGAGGCCGAACAUCAAAUCCAGACCAACCUGUUCGGUCCCCUCUAUGCACUUCAAGCUGCCCUUCCCGGCAUGCGAAGCCGUGGUUCAGGAACCAUCGUCAACUUCAGCAGUAUCGCUGGUCAAGAUGCUCUGCCAAGUUGCGGACUCUAUAGUGCAAGCAAAUUUGCCCUCGAGGGUUUGACUGAGAGUUUAUCUAAGGAAGUCAAGGAGUUCGGUAUUAACGUUCUGAUUGUAGAGCCUGGAGCAUUCCGCACCAACUUCCUCGACGCUAGUGUCAAGAGCAACAUAUCAGUCGAGAAGGCGUAUCAGGGUACUUUGCUAGGGGAAACAUACACCAAGUUUGCCAACUCGUCAGGAAAGCAACGCGGAGAUCCCAACAAGGGAGUGGAAAUCAUUUACGAAGUUGCUACAGGGGAAGGAAAGGCAGGCCACCUCAAGGGCAAGAUCUUGAGGUUGCCGUUGGGCGAAGACUGCUUUACACGUUUGGGUACCAAGCUUCAAUCUCUUCAUCACGAUCUUGAUGCAACUCGCGAGAUUGGCACCACAACUGAUCUGGAGAAGUAG
Fusarium pseudograminearum CS3096 is the source of this 867-nucleotide messenger RNA. RefSeq lists its product as uncharacterized. The transcript is spliced from 2 exons. NCBI's taxonomy places the organism in Eukaryota, Fungi, Ascomycota, Sordariomycetes, Hypocreales, Nectriaceae. Bases 1 to 867 code for a protein of 288 amino acids. Gene Ontology annotation, molecular function: oxidoreductase activity. The record is from RefSeq and is a predicted model, not a curated record.